Molecule: messenger RNA, 3147 nt
Organism: Thamnophis elegans (Western terrestrial garter snake)
Lineage: Eukaryota; Metazoa; Chordata; Lepidosauria; Squamata; Natricidae
Gene: SLC27A4
Product: solute carrier family 27 member 4
Exons: 13
Coding region: 459-2390 (643 amino acids)
Biological process (GO): very long-chain fatty acid catabolic process; response to nutrient; medium-chain fatty acid transport
Cellular component (GO): plasma membrane; microvillus; endoplasmic reticulum membrane
Molecular function (GO): long-chain fatty acid transmembrane transporter activity; long-chain fatty acid-CoA ligase activity
Source: RefSeq, a predicted model, not a curated record
CAGCUUGGGAGCAAAGGUUUUACCGGUGCUAUUUUUCUGAAGCGCUUGGGAUUGGAACGAUCGAUUCAAAUCAAUCUUUAUUACGGUCAUAACCAGCAUAAAGAUUGGAGAGAAACUUGAUUAUUUCAGAGAUGAGCAACCAAGGAAAAACUCAAAGAGGGAUCUUAUCUUGCAUAGAAUCUCCCCCAUCAUCAAAGAAGAGUCGUAAUCAUAACUAACCGGUUGUAAUUAUUGUAAUUGCAGCUGCUGUCACCUGGAAUCCCCUUUGGACUUUUGGCCUAAAUCUUUGGACUUUUUUAAACUCUCUCUCUCUCUCUUUUUUUUUUUUUUAAAUCAGGUGAUGAUCCCCGCAGCGUCCUCUCCAUUUGGGAAAAGUGACACGAAGGAAGCAGUGGUGGAAAAAUUGUAAUAAUCGGAGGAUUAAUUACGACCGGGAGCCUGCUUUUCUCACAGCCAAAAUGAUGCGUUGGGUGGGCCUCCUUUCAUUCUCCGUCGUAUUCCGGCUGUUUUUUGACCUGCCCUGGGUUCAAAUUGUGCCAGCCCUUCUCAUAUUCUACUUGGGCUCCGGUGGAUGGAAGUUCCUCCGCAUUUUCGCCAAGACCAUCAAGCGAGAUGCUAUGACUGCCAGGACCGUCCUGUCAACCCGGCUGAAGAUCUGGUGGCACGUGAAACACGGGGCCACCAUCCCCAAGAUCUUCCAGCAGACGGUGCGCAGACACCCGGAGAAGGCGGCCCUUGUCUUCCAAGGCACGGGAGAAACGUGGACCUUCCGGCAGCUGGAUGACUAUUCCAACCAGGUGGCCAACUUCUUCUACGAGCAGGGAUUCCGCUCGGGGGACGCCAUCGCCCUCUUCAUGGAGUCCUGCAACCAGUACGUGGGCCUCUGGCUCGGACUGGCCAAGAUCGGGGUAGAGGUGGCCCUCCUGAACUCCAACGUGCGGCAAGAUUCCUUGGUUCACUGCGUCAAAAUCUCCCACGCCAAGGCGGUCAUCUUUGGAAGCGAGCUGGCUGAAGCCUUGCGGGACGUCCAGCCCUCCCUGGAGAAAUCCAUCUGUCUCUUCUGCUCCGGGGAUCGGCAGACCGCCAACUCCCUGCCUGGGGUGGAAGAUCUUGACUCUCUGAUUGAGAAAGCCCAACACCAGCCCCCCAACCCACCAGACAAGGGAUUCCUCGAUAAACUCUUCUACAUUUACACGUCUGGAACGACUGGUUUGCCCAAGGCAGCCAUCAUCGUCCACAGCAGGUAUUUCCGGAUGGCGACGCUGGUCUACGGGGGCUUCCGCAUGACGCCCGACGACGUGAUUUAUGACAGCCUCCCACUCUACCACGCGGCAGGGAAUAUUGUCGGAGUCGGGCAGUGUCUCCUACAUGGAAUGACGGUUGUGAUCAGGAGGAAGUUUUCGGCCUCUCACUUUUGGGACGAUUGUGUCAAGUACAACUGCACGAUCGUACAGUACAUCGGGGAGAUCUGCCGGUACUUGCUGAACCAGCCCUCGAAAGCAGUGGAGCGUCAGCACCGGGUUCGAAUGGCGCUGGGGAAUGGCCUGCGGGCCUCCAUCUGGAAGGAGUUCAGCGAACGUUUUGGCAUCCCUCAGAUUGCCGAGUUCUACGGCUCCACCGAGUGCAAUUGCAGCGUCGGGAAUUUUGACAACAAGCUGGGGGCCUGUGGCUUCAACAGCAGAAUCUUCCCCCACGUUUACCCCAUCAAGCUCGUCCAGGUGAACGAAGACACCAUGGAGCUGAUCCGGAGACCAGAUGGGCUCUGCAUGAGGUGUGAGCCAGGAGAACCGGGCCAACUGGUCGGGCGCAUCGUCCAAAGUGACCCCUUGCAGCGUUUUGAUGGCUACCUCAACCACGAGGCCAACAACAAGAAGAUCGCCCGAGAUGUCUUCACCAAAGGCGACUCUGCCUACCUCUCAGGGGACGUCCUGGUGAUGGACGAACUGGGCUACCUCUACUUCCGCGACCGCACCGGCGACACUUUCCGCUGGAAGGGCGAGAACGUCUCCACCACGGAGGUGGAGGGCACCCUCAGCCGCAUCCUCAGCAUGGCGGAUGUGGUGGUGUACGGCGUGGCCGUGCCAGGCACGGAAGGGAAAGCCGGCAUGGCUGCCGUGGUAGAUAAGGAGCACUCGUGCGACUUGGAGAGGUUUGCUGCAGAAAUGAAGAAAUCGCUACCCGCCUACGCCCGGCCCGUCUUCCUGCGGUUGCUGAAGGAAGUGCACCAGACAAGCACUUUCAAGUUCCAGAAAGUCGAUCUGCGGAAAGAAGGAUAUGAUCCUACGGUGGUAAAAGAUAAAUUAUUCUACUUGGACCCUCGCGAAUGCCGCUAUAAGCCAUUGGAGGAAGAAGCCUUCGGAAAGAUCCAGUCGGGACAGAUCAAAUUGUAAAAAAAGGGGAUGCCUGUAUGAAAUCAAAAGGACAUUUUCCCCGCCUCCUCGAAAACUCAUCCCAUCCUUUGGUCCGAGGACUGGGAUUACGAUGGGGUUGGAAAACUGGAAACAGCCAAGUCGAAAUCACCAUUAGUGUUUCCCGAAAAAGCCACUGCAAAAAUUCAUUCAUUUUUUUUUUUAAUCGUGUGAUUUCCAGCAGCGUGGAUAAUUUUACGUAGCGCUGGCUUUACCAAAGCACAGAUGAUCCUACUGCUUUCUUUUCUCCUGUUGGGGAAGGGUGGAUCUCUAGUGGAUCUCGCAAGGACUCUCUUUCUUUGUCCCUUAGCUGGGACUCCAAAGCUCAUCACCACCCUCCCUGUUUAAGGAGGACGGUGGUUGGGGUAAACCACCAACAGCUGCAGUGUUGGGAAUGACCACCAAGGGGCAACAUUGCACUGUCUUUCUCUGCUGAUCAGUCAUUAUAUUUAUUUUAAAGGGCAGUUUAAACUCUAUUUUUAAUUUUUUUUUUUUUUUUUUUUUACGGGUUGCUAUUUGCAAAGCACAAAAGAGCCAGCCUGAACGAGGAAGGUGCUUAUUCUACCCCAACUCGGCUUUUUUUCAGGAUCAUCAUAAUUAUUAUUAUUUUGGACUUGCUUUAUCUAUCUUUUAAUCAACUCGGGGAGGUGUUUUCCGAAAUGGUGGUGGGAUUUUGCCUUCCAAAGUCAGACCUUCGAACACUUGGGGGGGUGCGGGGGUGAGUCUCGCUGAAAGAGCA